Messenger RNA from Silurus meridionalis, 2207 nucleotides. It is a transcript of the gene nradd, whose product is annotated as neurotrophin receptor associated death domain. Gene Ontology annotation, biological process: Rho protein signal transduction. The transcript is spliced from 6 exons. Bases 270 to 1496 code for a protein of 408 amino acids. Gene Ontology annotation, molecular function: nerve growth factor binding; coreceptor activity; death receptor activity. The record is from RefSeq and is a predicted model, not a curated record. Gene Ontology annotation, cellular component: plasma membrane; cell surface. NCBI's taxonomy places the organism in Eukaryota, Metazoa, Chordata, Actinopteri, Siluriformes, Siluridae.
CACUUCAGUGUUGUGAUGGCAGUGCGCGCGGAGCGGAGUGAGUCCGAGUCUAGUAAUCACGAAAACAGAGUGAAGUCCUACAGGAACUCAAACCGGGAUUAUUCAUCACUCACGUCUCGAUGUUUAUAGCGUAGAAGUGUUUCAGGUUUAGCGGGUGUAGCUUUUAGAGUCUCCUCUUAACGCGCGCGCUCAACCACACACACACACACACACACACACACACACCUACGAUCUGUGAUUCUGCGCGAGCCUGAAAGCAGAAGCCCGAGAUGAAGUUCGUCGCAGCGCUUCUCCCUCUUUAUCUCCAUCUCACAGCUCUGAAGGUGGUGGAAGGUGAUGUGUGUGCUAGCGGGAAGUUUACGUCUUUGGGUGAGUGCUGUAGUCUGUGUCCCGCAGGCACAGGAGUGGCGUCCAAUUGUGAACAAGAAGACACCAAAUGCCAGCCAUGCCAUGAGGGUGUGACGUUCUCAGGCUUUGAAGGACUGUCAGGAUGCCAGCCUUGUUCUCAAUGCCCUUUAGGCAUCCCCCAGCUGGCACACUGCACCGUCACCCAAGACACACAUUGUGACUGCGGAAAGGAUUUCUUCCUGUGGAAGCGAUCGAACGAAACCGACUCAGUCUGCGCCCCGUGUGCCGCUUGUGGGCGUGGAGAGGGUGUAGUGCGAGCGUGCGGCCCGGCAGGAAACACGGUGUGCCAGCCGUGUGGUCCAGGCACCUUCUCAGAGGACAAAAGUUACAGCCAGGCCUGCAUGCCAUGCUCCCUGUGCAGCGAGGACAAGGUGGAAAUCCGGUCGUGUCAGCCUGAGUCAGACACACUUUGCAUGGAUCAAAACCUGCACAUCUUUUCGAGAAACGGAUCCGAGGGCCCGUGGGAGUUUCCACGCCGACCCGCUGUGUCGGACGAGGAGCGUGAAAAGAAGAAUAAAAUUGUGACAGGAUCGGAAGCUCCAGACCUUAACUCUCAAGACCAUCAAGGAGGCAACAACAUCCUGAUCUACGUGUCUGUGCUGGCAGCCGUGGUGCUGGGACUCCUGAUCUACGUCGCCUACAAGUGCUGGAAAUCUUUCCAGCAGAAGCGGGCUCUGGGGAAAGCCCGUGCUGCAGAGCUGAACAACGUGGUGGAGGGCGAGAAGCUACACAGCGACAGCGGCGUGUUCCUCGACUCUCACAGCCUGCAGGAGAGCCAGCCGAGCAAAGGCAGCAAGCAGAACGUGCGUUACGCGAACCUGCCCCCUCACAGGCAGGACGAGGUGGAGAAGCUCCUGGCUGAGGGUGGAAGCCGGAGCUGGAGGCAGCUGGCCAGCGUGCUGGGGUACGAGCAGGAAAAGGUGGACAUGUUCGGCCGUGGCGAGGACCCCGUCCACACACUGCUGACUGACUGGGGGCUACAAGACGGCUCCACACUCGAGCUGCUCUCCAGCGCACUGACCAACAUCGAGCGCCAGGACGUAGCCAAAGCACUCAGUUCCCCCAGUCAAGGUAUCAGCAUGGUCUGAUCUGUUCAUUUCACAUGGACAACAAUGGACCCGAAUGAGGAAAAGAGCACAGCACUCGUUUCUGCAUUACAGAAAAAAAGACUUUAGCCUCCAAAAAGAAGGAAAAGAACUGUAUCCUGCUUGUUUUAUAAUCAAUAUAAGUGCCUUUUUGCUCAUUUCUGCAGCGCUUUCCACCAAGAAUGGAUGCUCUGCUCAUCUUCCGUUUAAGACGGUUUUGGUAUUUAUGUGCAGAAGACGGACUUCCAUUUCAGAGUAUUGACAAGCCGAAACAAAACAUGGUACCUCUGUAACAGGAGGGGAAAAAAAUAAUCUGUGGUUCAGAUGGCUUUGGUUACUGCCUGCAGGUCGUGUUUCACUGCUGUUUUCCACUCACUCCUGCAGGAGAGAAACUUUUUCUUCUGGGGAAAAUAAAAUGCCCUUAGUUUUUACUAACGAAGGCAUUCAGACUCAUCGAAUCCUGAGUCACACGAGCACACCAUCAGGAGCAAUGCGUGUUUUAUAGGGAUGAGGUGUGCUGUGUGGUAGCAGAGAUCUAUGCAGGAACUGAUCAUAAAGCACUGUUUCUGUGCGUGUGUAAAACAGUUCAUCAGCAUCUACAACUUAAGGGAGCAACAUCAUGCGACUUUGUGUUUUGUUUGUCCUGUCAAUCAUGAAAACAUUUUGUCUUCUUUGUCUUUUAAUAAAAAAUAAAUAAAACAUUUUUAAUAACCA